Molecule: messenger RNA, 2516 nt
Organism: Rhipicephalus sanguineus (brown dog tick)
Lineage: Eukaryota; Metazoa; Arthropoda; Arachnida; Ixodida; Ixodidae
Exons: 1
Coding region: 101-1942 (613 amino acids)
Source: RefSeq, a predicted model, not a curated record
CGUUUUGAAUAAUGCCAGCCGGUAUCCCCCAGAUUUGUUGGUUUUUUCUAGCCUUUUGUUCACCAUUUCCCCUCAUGCAUACAGAUUCUUGAGAAAUUCGAUGAAGCUUAAGAUGCCGCAUCCUGAUACUAUCAGGAGACUGUGUUCAUCGUGUGAUAUUAACCCCGUAAAGGAGCAGCAAGAAGCUAGCUUUCUUUCUUAUGCCAAGCGGAUUGUAAGCACACUUAAAGAGCAUGAAAAGACUGUGACAUUAAUGCUUGAUGAGGUUCAUCUGCAGUCUUUUUUCGAUUACAAGGCUGGCUUUGUAACUGGCGCUGCGGCAAAUUCAUCAACUGCGGCAAAGACUGCCCACGUAUUUAUGAUACAGAGCCUUCUUUCUUCAAACAAGGAUGUUGUACACAUUCUUCCCGUGGCGCACAUUGAUGCUAAGGCACUACAUGACUUCCUUCGGAAGCUUAUUCUUGAUCUCGAGGCAUCUGGUUUUAGAAUAAUCGCAGUGAUCUCAGACAAUAACUCCAUAAACAGAAAAGCUAUGUCCUUCUUCGCUAAGCCCGCAAGUGUCAGCAUUGUUUACCAGCAUCCUGCUGACUCAUCGCGACCCCUGUUUUUCGUGGUGGACCCAGUUCACAUACUAAAGUGUAUAAGAAAUAACUGGCUCAAUCAACGAAACAUUGGAAAAUGCAUGUACUUUCCUGAACCAAAAAGUAAUGAGGCUGAACCAAAGAUACUUACAGCAUCUUUCAAGGUAUUGUGCGAGUUGCACGAAGCUGAAAAGCAUGAGCUCUUGAAGUUAGCGCCAACUCUCACUUUGAAAGCGCUGAACCCCUCCAACAUGGAACGACAGGACGUUAAGCUUCCACUAAAGGUUUUUAACUCAUCUACUGUUGCUGCUCUCAGUACCGCAACGUUCCAGCAUGCUAAGGAAACAUCUGAGUACAUUGACACCAUAUUGACUUGGUGGAACAUUGUUAACGUAAAGACGCCAAGAAAAGGACAGCGGUUGCGAGAUCAUUUGCAAGGACCAAUAGUAUCAUCGUUGUGUCCGCAGCUCGAGUUCCUGCAAAAAAUAGUUGAGUGGCUUGAUCACUGGGAAAGCCUCAGACAUGACAAUGGCCGCCUUACACGUGAAACGCACGCAGCUUUCAGCCACAUUACCCACGCCUUGCACGAACUAGCCAUAUACUGCCUGGAAGAGCUUCAUUUUGAGUACGUUCUUUUGGGCAAAUUUCAAACUGACUGCUUGGAGGAUCGCUUCGGAAAGUAUCGGCAACUGUCGGGUGCGAAUUACCAUGUGUCAAUAAGGCAGAUAUAUGAAUCUGAAAACAAACUGCGUUUGCAGAAGGUUUUGGACCUGCCAGAUUUAGACAUGCUACCAGCUCCGAGUGCGAAUACAUGGAGGACAGGUGUGCCGUCUGCGCACGGCCAGUUUGACGUCGCUGUGACUGAUUCUGACAUUCAGAAAAAAGCGUCAAGGCUUCCUGCAGUAACAUACGUUGCCGGCUAUUGUGCCCAUCCAGCUUUAAAGAAAUUGGCAUGCGGAUCGUGCAGGGAAAACCUUGUGAUGCAAGACGUCGACCUAGAUGAUGCUGAGAAUGCAUUAAUCACGAAGAUGUCGAGGGGUGGGCUGAAGUUUCCACGAGCAGUUGUAGUUAACGCUGUGCUGUUUACUGAAAUUAUAUUAGACAAGCUCAGGGCACCAGAAUACUCUGCGCGAUUUCUCAGCCUUCCUAUGCAGAAAGACACUCUUGUCAGCCUUGUGUUCUCUGCCCUUGCAGACUAUGAGGACCUAGAUGUGUGUGAUUCUGGUCAUUCUGCACAGGAAGUAAUGGAGCAUGUUGUCAGUGCUGCAGCGAAUACACUGCUGAACAACUUGUGCCGCACAGAAAACGACAAAUUACGUAAUGCCAAGAAUGAGCGAAAGCUAAAGACCUUGAAGACCUGAGAGCUGUUUCUCGUUCCUUAUGUUUUAUUCAUGAUGCUCUGUUUUUUGGAAGAUAUUUGUAUGCUUUUGUUGACAGAACCCUUGUAAAAAUUGUGUGCCGUAGCUAGGCUUCACUUGCGCACAACAUCAUCAUAUAAACGAUGCAUUUUGUCCAUUCUAAAUACUAUCGUUGAAGCGCAUUGUGAUAGUUGUUUAUCAUUGCAGCUCUCCAUGUUACCGCAUUUCACCAUUGUGUACUUUAAUUUUGCACUGAGGGGAGAAAUUUUGUUUUUGGCGGGGUCUUCGCCAUUAUCUCAACAUUUUAUGAAGACCAAAGUGACCAGCAAACAGGGCGGGUGGAAAUAAAAAAAAACACGAUCAGAGAUUGUACAAGAAGGCUGAAGCUCGUUUUGUGCGAAUCAUUUGUGCAUGGCGCUAUUAUGAUAAAAUGUACACCAAUAAAAUGAACCUUGAUAUUCUUGUGUCUAGCCCUGUUUUACAAAAUGCGAAAAUGCACAUGAUCAAUGCAAAUACACGCUUUAAACUGUUUCUUGAAGAAUUGAGUUUUUUUAUAAUUUGUCAUUAAAGUAUACUA